GCUGUAAUCGUGAUAAACCUCCGUGCAAAUAUUUUCAUCCACCACAACAUUUGAAGGAUCAAUUAUUGAUAAAUGGCCGAAACCAUCUUGCCUUGAAAAACGCAUUGAUGCAACAGAUGGGUAUUGCACCCGGUCAACCCGUUAUACCGGGACAAGUGCCAGCAGUGGCCACAAAUCCUUACUUGACUGGUAUACCAGCCAACACAUACAGUCCAUAUUUUGCGCCCGGACACUUAGUGCCUGCAUUAUUAGGACCAGAUCCCUCAGCAGUCGCUUCACAGUUGGGUCCAGUUGUACCACAAGCUGUACAAGUGGCACAACAAAAAAUUCCCAGAUCCGACAGAUUAGAGGUUUGUCGCGAAUUUAUGCGCGGCGCCUGCAAGCGAGCCGAAUCGGAAUGUCGUUUUGCGCACCCGCAGGAGAGUGUUGCCAGACACGAUGAUGGUUCCAUCACGGUGUGCAUGGAUGCCGUGAAGGGAAGAUGCGCACGUGAUCCUUGUCGCUAUUUUCAUCCUCCCCUGCACCUACAGGCACAAUUAAAAGCGGCGCAAUCACGCGCUACUGCUGUUGCUGCAGCUGCUGCGACUGCAUCAGUUAAUGCCGCCACACUGACACAUCAUCCUACCGCCAUCCCAACGCCCGUCGCUGCUGCACAUCCAGCACACACAGCAGCACCGCCAACAGCAGUUGCCAUUAGCCAGCAUCAAUUGGAGAUGGGCAAGAAACGCGCAGCCGAAAAUGAUAUGUUUCAACUGAUGGAUGUUAAAACGGUUGGUUCAUUUUACUAUGAAAAUUUCGCUUUCUCUGGCAUGGUACCAUAUAAGCGGCCUGCUGCUGAAAAAUCAGGCAUUCCAGUGUAUCAACCCGGUGCGACCACAUACCAACAGUUAAUGCAAUUGCAGCAACCUUUCGUACCAGUGUCAUGUGAGUACCAAUCUCAAAAUACUACAAGUACUACUAUCAAUUGUACAACUACUACUGCUGCUGCUGCUAGUGCUACUACAGCAACAACAACAAUAUGUGCUAAUACCACACCACAAGUACUACUACCACCACCACCACCACAACCACCCAUGUCCAUGUCCAUAUCCAAUACCUCUAUGGCAAAUCAAAAUUAUCAUAUUAAUAGCGCUAAUCUAAAUAAUCAGAGUAAUAUUAAUAAUAAUAGUAAUAAUAAUUUGACAACAACCACAACAACUGCUACUGCAGCAACUAUUAGUAAUUAUUUAAUGACAAAUAGUAGUAGUAAUAUACAGGGUAGUAACAGUAAUAGUUUGACGUAUUACAACAACAAUAACAAUAAUAAUAAUUUGUCUUAUGUAAAUAAAAAUAAUUAUUUAAGUAAUAAAUUAGCCACAACUGCAACAACAAGUAAUAAUAUUGCUACUUCUGCCGCUGCUAUUACUUCUCUAACAACAACAGCAACUUCAACAGCUGAUAUGUCUGCUAGUAACUUAGAUACGAUCAAUUCUAGUAACAAUAGUAACAAUAUUGGUAGCAGUAAUUCUAAAAAUUUGAACUCAAUUACUUUGAACGGUAAUAGUGAUAGCAACAACAACACCAACAGCAGCAGUAAUGAUAAUUGUAGUACUAACAAUAAUAAUAGCAUCAGUAAUAGUAACAACAACAGCACAGCUUCUACUAACACAUAUGAAUACAAUGACGAGAACGAUGCCAUUGCAAAUGCAAGUCACUCACCACUCAUACACACCCCCACUGAUCAUGCACAAAGCGAUAACGAACACGAAUCCAUUGCACACAGUCCCAACACGCCAAAUGGCACAAAUUUUUCAAGCUCUCUGACUGCAAACGCUACCACUAACUCCUCACUUCUCGCUAGCAAUGCAUGCGAAUCACCUACAAAUACCAUUGUCACAACUUAUAAUGCGAAGGUAAAUAGUGAGCCAACGAUCAUACCAAGUACCGUCGCUAUGAACGGUGACGCCCUAGGAAAUGCUCCCAGUUAUAGCACUAGCAGUGUAAUUACUCCCGGUGUCGGUAUAUUGCCCACACCAACUACUUCUGUUGUGACCAAUGCUUAUCAGGCACAACAAAAUAUGCAACGCUUAUACAAUACUUACGCAGCUGCACCAACCUCCUAUGGCAGCUAUAUGGCUGCACAUAGCUACGGUGCCACACCCGCCUCUAGCACUGCACAUACCUCACAAGCAAUUACAAACGCUCAAUACCAAUAUGCAGUAAGCGCCGCAGCUUCUGGUGGCGUUACAAUUCCUACUUUCACGUAUCCCAAUCCUUACACCGCAGUAGCAGCACCAGCCGCUGCUACUAGCGGGUACUACACUGAUGCAGCCACUCUAGCCAAGGAAGUUGCGCAAAAGAAUUACGCAAACGCCGUCAAACUGGCUGCCGCCACAAACCAUAACCUAACCGGCAAACCACUAACAGCCGCCGCCUAUACUGGCAUGUCUCUCAAUAAGUGCAUGACAGCAGUGCCCGCAACUGCUGCAACACAACAGCAAUUCACACAUCAUGCACUUCUACAGGCUCAUCAAGCGCAUCAAGCGCACCAAGCACAACAACAGGCUUGUUUGCUCGCUGCACAACGUGAGGCAGCGGCAGUGGCAGCUGCUACCCAAAUGCGUGCUUUAAGUUCUCUACCUGGAUCAAGUGUUCCAACACCUGUUGGCACGCCAGUCCAUACAGCCACACCUACGGCCGGUCUUUUACCACGUCCCGCAACGGCUGGUUAUAUACAAGCUUCUAAUGCUGCCGCUGCUGCUGCAGCUGCUGCUGGUAUGAUGCGACCACAAGCAGUUGCUAUGCAAGCUACGGCCAGUCCACAAUUUGCUGCUAUGCCCCAACAGCAAGGCUUCUUCUAUCCCGGCAUGAUGCCAGCGACAGCCGCAGCCUAUCCUUUCGCUGCCAUGGGCAGUAUGGCAGGCGUAAUGCCAGCUGGUAUGCAAGCCGCCAUGGCCGCGCCAGGCACUGCAAGCGCAACCAGUGCUAUGGUACUUAAUCCUUAUAAAAAAAUGAAAACUUCUUAAACGUUUUACUGAAACCGUAAGGCUCUUCAGUAGAACUCCUCGCGCUAAGCCGCAUAUUUAUGUUUUUGAGAAAUACAUGACAAAACUUUAUAUUUGAGCCAGAAAAGUAUAGAUUUUUACUUUUUGACUUUAAAUUAGAUAUAUUAUAAGUAAUUUUAGUUUUGUUGUACUUAAAUUUUUAAAGCCACUAUGGAUUCGUUAUUGUAUUUUAGUAAUUUAAACCUUGAUUGUGCCUAGUUUUCAUAGAACUUAACUUUUAACCCUAGAAAAUCUAUAAAAAUACUUAAGAACAGCUUUAGAGAAGAAAGAUUCAUCUAGCAAGCGCUAACGUAUUUAACAGCUUUUACUUUUAUUUUUUCUAUAUUUACAUAAAAGCUCUCGCUCUGAAUUUCAUCCCUUCAAGUCCUUGCUUUUCGAGUGAUGAUGGACCAUGCAUGCUUUAAGCUUACAAAAUGUUUACUAACAAAUUUGUGUGAUCGUUUGUACAUUGUAAAUAGUGUAAAGAUAAUAAAGUCUAUGUAGAAGGAAGAUUAUGUAAAUUACUACAACCGAUGUACUUAAUAAUAUUAUAAUGAUAAUAAGCUUGGCUUAGAGCUUUGCAAUGCCAAAACUUGCUAAACUUCAAAGCUUUCAUAACGCUACAUACACUCGUUUACGUGUAUUUUUGCCUGCCUAUUCUUCGCCCUUACGUUAAUUAUAUUUUUGUGGUAGUCUAAAAUAGUUUAAAUUAAAUUAAGUAAACGGAAUUAUGUAUAAUUAUUAAGUGUAAAAACUCUUUCAAAGAGCUUUCAAGC
Molecule: messenger RNA, 3799 nt
Organism: Teleopsis dalmanni
Lineage: Eukaryota; Metazoa; Arthropoda; Insecta; Diptera; Diopsidae
Product: myosin-G heavy chain-like
Exons: 6
Coding region: 108-3005 (965 amino acids)
Molecular function (GO): metal ion binding
Source: RefSeq, a predicted model, not a curated record